GUAGCAGGAAGCCGCAGCCGGGCCGCCCUCCUUGCCUCGUCCAGAACCUGUUUGUUUACUAGCCGGCUGGGAUGGCGGUUGCGGGAAGGCCGCGGCCCGACGAGCGGGGCUCGCCAUGAAGUUCCGGCCGCGUUAUGAAAGGGUUCAUCACGCCAAAACCCAAGAAUUUGGAGCAGUUCGCCUUCAAUUUGAUGCCAUGCAGCCUAACUCUAAUAAUCGCCACACAGAAAAUGGCUCCUCCUCGUCCUCCCAGUGCACUCACGCAGCAAGGUUGCCAGGGGAAGGAUCUUGCCAACAUGGAGCGGAUGUUCACAUCCAGCUAAGCUCUGCUCUGGGAGAAACUGGGGAAAAUCCUGACUCCAGGACUCAGAGACACUCCCACAGUGAGGCGAGAGGGCUCCAGGAUGGCGGCUCGGAUUUGGAGGAACAAAGCAGCAACUCUCUUUCAGAGCUCAGAUACCUCUUCCAGUGGCUGCAGAAGAGCGUCCCUUAUAUCCUGAUUCUGUCCAUCAAACUUCUCCUGCAGCACGUAACUGGCAUUUCUCUGGGAAUUGGGCUGCUAACAACUUUUAUGUAUGCAAACAAAAGCAUUGUAAAUCAGGUUUUCCUAAGAGAAAGAUGUUCCAAAUUGCAGUGUGCCUGGUUAUUGGUGUUCCUAACGGGAUCAUCCCUCCUCCUAUAUUACGCCUUCUACUCUCAGUCACUUCAUUACAGCUUGAUCCUCUUAAGUCCUACUGUGGAUUUUAUGAACUUCUGGGAGGUCCUUUGGAUCGUGGGAAUCACAGACUUCGUUCUGAAGUUCCUCUUCAUGAGCCUGAAAUGCAUCAUUCUUCUGCUGCCUUCUUUUAUCAUGUCUUUUAAGUCCAAGGGUUACUGGUUUAUGCUGUUAGAAGAACUCUGCCAGCACUACCGUAGGAUUGUUCCUAUACCGGUUUGGUUCCGAUACUUUAUUGGCUUGAGGGAGCGUGACAGUAUGCUAGGAUGGAGUCUGGGCAUAUUGCUGGCUUUGUUCUAUCUUAUCCUAAAGCUUUUGAGCUUUUUUGGACAUCUGAAAAACUUCAGACGGGUCUUGCGGGUAUUUUAUACACGACCAAAUUACGGCGUGGCAGCCAGCAAGAGGCAGUGUGCAGAAGCGGAUGACAUUUGCUCCAUCUGCCAAGCCGAGUUCCAGAAGCCCCUUCUUCUCAUCUGCCAGCACAUAUUUUGCGACGAAUGCAUCGCCCUGUGGUUCAACAGAGAGAAAACGUGCCCACUUUGUAGAACAAUCAUCGCCGACCACAUCAACAAGUGGAAAGAUGGAGCAACUUCCACUCAACUACAGGUCUAUUAAAACCCUGCCGACCACGUGCUUCGCCGUGUAAUCUCAUUUGAACGCUGGGUUUACGGUUUUAGAGAGUAAGAUUUUAGGGUGGGUGGGGAGAGCAGAAGAGAUAACUACUCAGGGCUUCAAGACCACACUGUUCUCUCAACUGCUACAGCACUUGAGUCCAUUCAGAUACAAAGCAGCAGUUAAAACUGCUUUUCCGUAGCAAUUUUUGGAGUCAAUUUCCACAUAGAAUUCACCCUUCUCAUGCUGGUUGGGUGUCAGUUAAUGUAGAGAAAUUCUCAAGCUUUCGACCGCGAUGACCGUCCAGUAGCAACAGCUUCCAUUCAGUAAUUCACACACGGCUCAGGCCUACUACCAAAGCAGCAAGGCUUCCUUGAGACUCUGAAAUGCAAAGCUUAGAUUUUGAAACAGAUUGAUUUUCGCUCUCACAGAUCUGUACUUCAAUUAUGUACACACAGAUUUUUUUUUCCCAUUCUACUUUUGUAAGCCAGAAUUUUUAUGAAGCAAAGUAUCGAGUACUAUAUUUUGUCAUAAGCAGCUAGAUUUUAUUAAAGUGGGGGAGGGAUCUAUUUUAGGGAUACUAAGGGUGGAAAAAAAAACUGUAGUACAUACCAUACAGAUGGUGAAAAUAAAUGCAGUUUGAAUCUC
Elgaria multicarinata webbii is the source of this 1975-nucleotide messenger RNA. RefSeq names its product ring finger protein, transmembrane 1 (gene RNFT1). Gene Ontology annotation, molecular function: ubiquitin protein ligase activity. Gene Ontology annotation, biological process: positive regulation of ERAD pathway. The record is from RefSeq and is a predicted model, not a curated record. Gene Ontology annotation, cellular component: endoplasmic reticulum. Lineage: Eukaryota; Metazoa; Chordata; Lepidosauria; Squamata; Anguidae. The transcript is spliced from 9 exons. Bases 116 to 1330 code for a protein of 404 amino acids.